This is a messenger RNA of Episyrphus balteatus (marmalade hoverfly), 4689 nucleotides long. RefSeq names its product activated Cdc42 kinase Ack (gene Ack). Lineage: Eukaryota; Metazoa; Arthropoda; Insecta; Diptera; Syrphidae. The transcript has 6 exons. Bases 585 to 3827 code for a protein of 1080 amino acids. Gene Ontology annotation, biological process: protein phosphorylation. The record is from RefSeq and is a predicted model, not a curated record. Gene Ontology annotation, molecular function: ATP binding; protein binding; protein tyrosine kinase activity.
CUGUGUGUGAACGCAGUUCAGUGUACUUUUUUGUUGUAAAAAUAUCAUCCAAAGACAAUCCAAAAAAGAAAGAAGAAAAAAAUUAUUGUCAUUCUCGCUUUCUGUCCGUCUCCGUGUGUAGUCCUCGUCCAAUUCGUGUUGUGGUGCAUGCAUAUAAGAGUGAGAGAGGUUGAGGUUCUUCCCAACAAAAAUUUUUUCUCUAUUUGUUGUGUUUUUUUUUUUGCAUUUUUUAUUUUAUUUCCUCACAUAAAAUUCUAAGAAUCACACAAAAAAAACGCGUCGUAACCUUGUCCAUAAAAAAAUAAAUUUACUAAAAAAGUUCAAUUCAAUGCAAAAUAAAUAAAAGGAGGAAAAACAAGUGAAAAAACAAAAUUUAUAAAUCAUAAAAAUGACGCAGUAAAGAAAAAAAAAAAAUAAAACCAAUAAAACCCAGAGUCGCUGUGUCUACAAAAAAAAAAAACACAAAAAAAAAAGAAAUAUAUUCCCCCACAAUCCCAUCAUAAUUCAUCCACUAAACAAAAUAAAAUAAGCAAAGUAGCAUCGACGUUAACGCACUUUAAUAUUCAUCAUUCAUCACAUUCUCGAUGGCUGAUACAGAAACAGAAUGGUUGGAAGAUCUUUUAAGAGAGGUGCAAUUGGAACAAUUCCUUGCAAGAAUUCGUGAUGAUUUGCAAGUAACACGAUUAGCACAUUUUGAUUAUGUCCAGCCAACUGACCUGGAACGUUGUGGACUGGGUAAACCGGCAAUCCGACGACUCAUGGAAGCCGUUCGAAAGAAAAAAGCACAUCAAUGGAGAAAGAAUAUCCUUUCCAAACUAAUUGGCGGAGGAAAACAGCCCAGUAAGAAGCAAUCAAAUGUACCAAAAGAGAACCAAUCAACACAGCUGACGUGUCUGAUUCAUGAAAAAGAUGUAACGUUGGGAAUUAAAUUAGGUGAUGGUUCUUUCGGAGUUGUUCGCAAGGGUGAAUGGACGACUCCUUCAAAUCGAAUCCUACAGGUGGCAGUUAAAGUGCUCAAAUCGGACAAUCUCACACAGCCAGGUAUCAUUGAUGACUUUUUUCGCGAGGUGCAAGCUAUGCACGCUCUGGAUCAUCCAAAUUUAGUGCGUUUACAUGGAGUUGUUCUAUCGCAGCCAAUGAUGAUGAUUACAGAAUUGGCGGAGAGAGGUUCUCUACUGGACACAAUGCGAAAGCAAUGUAAACAUACUCCUCUGAGGAAUAUCUGGAUUUGGUCAGUCCAAAUAUCGACUGGAAUGGCGUACUUGGAACACAAACGUUUUCUACAUCGAGACCUGGCUUGUCGAAAUGUGCUUUUAGCUGCGGGGAAUAAAAUAAAAAUCGGUGACUUUGGACUGAUGCGAGCAUUGCCUCAGGAAGACGAUUGCUAUGUGAUGUCAGAGCACAAGAAGGUUCCGUUUCCAUGGUGUGCUCCUGAAUCGUUGCGGUAUCGACAGUUUAGCCAUGCAUCUGAUACAUGGAUGUUUGGUGUCACGCUGUGGGAAAUGUUUACAUUUGGAGAAGACCCCUGGGUAGGUCUGAAUGGGUCUCAGAUAUUGAGAAAAAUUGAUAGAGAGGGCGAGCGAUUGCAUCAUCCCGAAGCCUGUCCACCGGAUGUUUAUGAAUUAAUGCUGCAGUGUUGGGAUAAGACACCUUCAGAAAGACCUACAUUUGCUGCUAUCAAAGAGUUUCUAAAUGGUGCAGAACCACAAUUAUUGAAAGCGAUAAAACCUUUCCACGAAGCAAACAAAUUGGACAUCGAAGUGAACGAUAUAAUUGCGAUAGUCGAUGGCCGUCCGGAAUUAAAGUUUAUCAAAGGACAGAACCAGAGAACUUUUGAAGUUGGAAUAUUCCCAAGGAAUAUAUUAGAAAAGCGCAAAGUAAAUGAUCUAAUUCGGUCCUCAAAUGAUGGACUGCGUCAGGUUGGAGGAGGGCAUGGAUCUCCUUUUGGAUUUUGUUGGGGUGGACCAGCAUUAGGUGCACCACCAAUUCAAACAGAUGGUGAAGGAGAUAACCGCAAUCGCAAAAGUGCCUCUUUUCAAAUCAAAGAACGCAAGUCUUCCACAUUCAAACAAUUCGCCUACAAUAAGCUUGUGAACGAACGAGGUGCAGCCACUGGUCAGCUUUUACAACACCGAUCGUCCAUGCCACCAAAGCUUAGUAAUAUGACUAGCAAUGGACAUCAAGCCCAACAGAAGGAAGGAAUUUUGAUAGAUAUUUCUCCAGAAUUCGGAGUUUUAGAAUCUGGUCAGAGUGCAUCAUCGUUGAAAGUUGAUAGCUCCUUCUGUAUUUUGGAUGCACCCAUAGAUGUUCCAACCGAAGAGACACCCCAACAAGAACAGCUACCAUCACAGCCAACGGCAGCACAGUUUCAGCUACCAACGCGUUUGGAACCACCUCCAUAUCAAAUGCCUCCAACAUAUUCAAAUACAUUAGAAUUUACUCAAACGGUGGCUAGGGACCCCUUUGAUACUUCUGAUAUCGAGACCACCCCUAGCGAUGGCCUUUAUUCAAAUGUAAAUAAACAACCGAUAAGUGAGGAUACUCAAGAGCAAGGUGCCUCAUCAUCCGUUUUCAAUAGUCCGAUGGCGCGGAAAAGUCUUAUGUUCUCCCAAAAUAAAGAGAACAUUCCGCAAGAUCCUCAAAAGCCACCAGAAAUGGCAAGUGCCGUUAUGCAGUUUACAUCAAAUUCCAAUGAAUCUCUUGGUGCCAGCCUAAACAAUUUAAGUCUCGAGAGUUCUGGAGCGUCUGAAAAAAUGCUCGACAAGUCUUUCAUCGCUGAACUGGAGAAGGACAUGUAUAAACGUCCUGGAAGUCAAACGGAUUUUGAGCGCAAUUCAUCACAAAUGUAUGCCAACAAGGAAGCAAUGUAUAAGAAUAAUCUAACUCCCUUGAAAAAUAUCAAUUCUUCGCCUCCAUCGAAUGGUGCCUCACCAAAGAUCAAAAAUGAGCGAUACGGCUCUGUGAUCGUAGACAAUCGUAACAAUAGUUUGUACGGAAGUGAUGUUGAGCUGAGACAAAAACAAAUCAACACCGAACAACAACAACAGCAGCAGCCUAGUACAACUUCGGUGGUGAAUCAAAUUUGGUACGAAAAAGUUGCUGGCCGAGAAUAUUACUCUCAACCGCCAGUAGACUUUUAUCAGAACACAUUUGCACAGCAACAAAGUGGCAGUGAGAUGUUGCAGCAGCAGCAAAAUAAUAACAAUUUCGUUCGUCCCGCGCUCCAAAAAACAUCGAAUAUUUAUAACUCGGUGCCUACAAGUGUGUAUGGAGUUGUUCCAAGGGAUUUUUACGAUUCCGUAGCGCCCACUCCCUCCACAUACUAUGGCCAGGUGCCUUUGAAUGGUGGUGGAGCAAUGCAUGCAGGAGCAGCUAUAUAUUCGAAUGGAGCGGCUGCUCAACUCAAUCCUGUGAUAUACGAUGAAGUCUCAAUGGAAGACUAUCUGAGACCAACUCGACCAGCUCCAUUGGCACCACCACAACUAUCUGCCCAGCAGAUCCAACGAAGACUGGAAAAGUUGAAGAUGCAACAGGAAAAUGGUGAGGCUGGUGCCGCGGCCACAUCAAUCUAUGGCUCAAUCGAAGCCCUUGAAAACCAAAUGAUAACUAGCAUUUUAAAGGAUCUAGGACCGCCUGCCACUGAAUCUGAUAUAAGGUCGGCGUUGCGAGCGUCAGGAGGAGAUCCAAAUAUUGCCAUUCGAUUUUACAAAAUCGAUCAAUUGACAAGACUCGGUCUUGCUAAUCGUCCCCAGUGUGAGCAGGCUCUCCAAAAAACUGGAUGGAGUGUUGAAUUAGCAGCCGCCGUUCUCCUUGAAUCCACUUCAUAAAUUAAUAACCUACCACAUAGUACUAUUACUUAACAGAUCAUUCCGAUGUGCCCAGUAUAAUCUCCAAAAUGUGUCUGUUUUAUUAACAAAAAAGAGUACAUUUUGUGAAAAAGUCACAAAACCCCCACAAAAAAUUAUAAGAAAAAUCGAAUUUCACUCUAUCGAUGUCAAUUGUAUCCCCCCAAAAACCGAAUAAUGUAUUGCUAUAUGAACAAAUCUGACAUUUUAACAACUUGCUAUUAAAUUAGUUGGCUAAGGCGUUUUUUAAUCGAGUUCCUUAACAAUAAUAUUUUAAUAUAAUUUUGUAUUACUUUUCAAGAACUCAAAUAAUGCAAAACCCUUACUGACUCCAUGAUAGCUUUGAAUGUUUUCGAUUAGUUGUAAGUUUUAAUGAAAAAAAAAAAAGAUAAAGUAAUAUGUAGCUAGAAAUAAUAUUUUAAAUUUUAUUUUAUUUUUUUUAUUAUUAUUAUUAUUUACUAUGAAACAUGACUAUAUAUAAAUUAUUUUAGAUACUCUUAAUUCAAAAAACAAACAAAUAAAAAAAAUACUCUGUCCUUUGUUGAAAUCCAGGAUACAAAAUAUAUAUUUUACGAGAAACAUAAUAAUAUUACUUAUAUAUAUAUACAUAUUAAGUUUAAACGGAUUCUAUGUAAAUAAAACGAAUAUUUUAUUUUAAAUAAAUAAGUAAAGACAAGAAAAAAAAACAAAACAACUGACAUCACGACUUCAAGUUAAUGUAUUAAUUGUGAAGCAAACCAUGAUAAUAAGAAAACAAAAAUAAACAAACUGAAAUAUAUGUAUACAUAUAAAUAUAUGUAAGUGUAAAGUUCUAAAUAAAUGAAUUUAUUGCAAAAAAAAUGCA